UAGAGAGUCAUGCACGUGAAUGUGUCCGCGCGAGGUUUACUGUCUUUAUUCUCCCCUCUAACGAACGUUAUCAGUCGUGUAGGUCAAGUUACGUCGUUUUACAACUUUAAUACAUUUCAAAGCCGUCAUUUUAAGUCCUUACGCCAUCAGAGGAGCGCCUCGACGAUGGAGGCAGCAGCUACCGACACGCGAACACCGCCGGACGUAAACACUCCGGUGUCCGAGGAGGAAACCGCGACGAAAGACGCGACAGAAACUGGCAAACGCAAAAGCGACGAGCUAGACGAAAAGGAGAAAAGUGGCCGAGGUAAGAGGCGGAGAGGAGCCGGAGGGAAGAAGCAACGUCCGGGCGAGAGAUACAUCCCCCCGCCGCAGAGACGCAACCCGGGUGUGGGCUUCAACCAGGAGCACUUCGACGAGACGUCCUACUACUUCGAGGGUGGCCUCCGGAAGGUUCAUCCGUAUUACUUUGACUUUAAAACCUACUGCAAAGGUCGGUGGGUUGGAAAGAGCCUCCUGGAUGUGUUCAGGAGCGAGUUCAGAGCGGAGUCCGUGGAGUAUUAUGAGAGGGCAGCCAAAGAGGGGCGCAUCAGGCUCAACGAGACGCCUGUGGAGGAUCUGUCUGUGGUGCUCAGGAACAAUGACCUCAUGAAGAACACCGUGCACCGCCACGAGCCACCUGUAGUCGGCAGACCCCUGAAGGUUCUGGUGGAUGACGGUGAAGUGCUCGUGGUCGAUAAGCCGGCCUCCAUCCCCGUCCACCCCUGUGGCCGCUUCCGCCACAACACGGUGAUCUUCAUUCUGGGAAAAGAGCGGGGUGUCUCGGAGCUGCAUACGGUCCACAGGCUGGACCGGCUCACCUCUGGAGUCCUGCUGUUCGCCAGGACGCUGGAGAUAUCCAAGAAACUGGACCAGUUGGUGAGAGACAGACAGCUGGAAAAGGAGUAUGUGUGCCGAGUGGACGGGGAGUUUCCGGAGGGCGAGCUGAUCUGCGAGGAGCCCAUCCUGGUCGUUUCCUGUAAAAUCGGCCUCUGCCGAGUUGACCCAAAGGGAAAAGACUGCCGAACCGUCUUCCAGAGGCUCAGCUUUAACGGAAAGACAAGCGUGGUUCGCUGUUUGCCCCUGACUGGACGCACUCACCAGAUCAGAGUGCACCUCCAGUACCUGGGCUUUCCCAUCAUCAAUGAUCCGAUAUACGGAGCCUCGGCGUGGGGUCCUCACAGGGGGAAGGGGGGCCAUAUAGGGAAGAGUGACGACGAGCUGCUGCAGGCCCUGGUGGAAGAACAUCGCUCUCAGGAAAGUCUCAACCUGCUAGAUAUGACAGAUGACUGCAUCGGGGUCACACAGGAGGCAGAGAAAAAGAAAAUAUCUGACAACACAGAUAGAACCGAUGGACCCGAUGAGAGUGGACGAAGCUGUCAGACACAAGUAGACAAAAAGUCUGAUAGCACUGAGACAGAAAACACUAAGAACACCUCAGUCAGAGAGUCUCAGAGCCCUCUAUCAACCAAUUCAAAUGGAAAUCAAACAGAGGCAGCUGAUUCCGCUCUGAAAACUCCUCAGGGGAGCCGAGACCACCUGUGUAGUGAAUGUAAACUGGUGCGACCGGACCCCACGGAGAAGGAGCUCGUUAUGUAUCUCCACGCUUUGCGCUACAAAGGACCUGACUUUGAAUAUUCCACCAGUUUACCCGACUGGGCCAAAGACGACUGGGUGGAAGCCGAGUAGAGCCCGAUGAACUCUGCUGACGGGUUUGGCUCUCGGGAUACUCGAGGAUGUUUUACUUUUUCAUCUUCACAGUUCUUUAAAACAUUCUCCUCAUUUGUAUUUUUGCUUUAAACUUUGGUUGAAGAUGAAGUUUUGUUCCCAUUUUAAUCAGAGGACUGUUUUAAUUUCAUCCUUAAAUCCUGUAAAGCGUGUGGUACAGCAGCUACGAUUUGAAAUAAAUAAAAAAAAGCCAGACGGCAGGAAAAUAAAU
Stegastes partitus (bicolor damselfish) is the source of this 1978-nucleotide messenger RNA. RefSeq names its product RNA pseudouridine synthase domain containing 2 (gene rpusd2). Gene Ontology annotation, biological process: enzyme-directed rRNA pseudouridine synthesis. Lineage: Eukaryota; Metazoa; Chordata; Actinopteri; Pomacentridae. The record is from RefSeq and is a predicted model, not a curated record. Gene Ontology annotation, molecular function: RNA binding; pseudouridine synthase activity. Bases 10 to 1728 code for a protein of 572 amino acids. The transcript has 3 exons.